Molecule: messenger RNA, 1105 nt
Organism: Arvicola amphibius (Eurasian water vole)
Lineage: Eukaryota; Metazoa; Chordata; Mammalia; Rodentia; Cricetidae
Gene: Ppp1r8
Product: protein phosphatase 1 regulatory subunit 8
Exons: 7
Coding region: 36-1091 (351 amino acids)
Cellular component (GO): nuclear speck
Molecular function (GO): mRNA binding; protein serine/threonine phosphatase inhibitor activity; protein binding
Source: RefSeq, a predicted model, not a curated record
CUUCGGGCCCGCCAAAUGGGAGGGGGAGACGCAAGAUGGCGGCAGCCGCGAACUCCGGCUCCAGCCUCCCGCUGUUCGACUGCCCGACUUGGGCAGGCAAGCCCCCACCUGGCUUGCAUCUGGAUGUAGUGAAAGGAGACAAGCUAAUCGAGAAACUGAUUAUUGAUGAGAAGAAGUAUUACUUAUUUGGGAGAAACCCUGAUUUGUGUGACUUUACCAUCGAUCACCAGUCUUGCUCUCGAGUCCACGCGGCACUGGUUUACCACAAGCACCUGAAGAGAGUUUUCUUGAUAGAUCUCAAUAGCACUCAUGGCACUUUCUUGGGUCACAUUCGGUUGGAACCUCACAAGCCUCAGCAGAUUCCCAUUGACUCCACGGUCUCAUUUGGUGCAUCCACAAGGGCAUACACUCUGCGAGAGAAGCCUCAGACGUUGCCAUCAGCUGUUAAAGGAGACGAGAAGAUGGGUGGAGAGGAUGAUGAGCUCAAGGGCUUGCUGGGACUUCCGGAAGAGGAGACCGAGCUUGAUAACCUGACAGAGUUCAACACUGCCCACAACAAACGGAUUUCAACUCUCACUAUUGAGGAGGGAAAUCUGGACAUUCAGAGACCAAAGAGGAAGAGGAAGAACUCACGAGUAACUUUCAGUGAGGACGAUGAAAUCAUCAACCCAGAGGAUGUGGAUCCCUCUGUCGGUCGCUUCCGGAACAUGGUGCAGACUGCAGUGGUCCCAGUCAAGAAGAAACGGAUGGAGGGCUCUGGCUCUCUGGGCCUGGAGGAGACAGGAAGCAGGCGCAUACAGAACUUUGCCUUCAGCGGAGGACUAUAUGGGGGCCUGCCCCCCACACAUAAUGAAACAGGCUCCCAACCGCAUGGCAUCCAUGGGACAGCACUCAUCGGUGGCUUGCCCAUGCCAUACCCGAACCUCGCCCCUGAUGUGGACUUGACUCCUGUUGUGCCGUCGGCAGUGACCAUAAACCCCACACCAAACCCUGCAGUCUAUAACCCUGAAGCUGUAAACGAACCCAAGAAGAAGAAAUAUGCAAAGGAGGCUUGGCCGGGCAAGAAGCCCACACCUUCCUUACUGAUUUGAUAUUUUUGGUUAUG